Molecule: messenger RNA, 294 nt
Organism: Mixia osmundae IAM 14324
Lineage: Eukaryota; Fungi; Basidiomycota; Mixiomycetes; Mixiales; Mixiaceae
Exons: 1
Source: RefSeq, a predicted model, not a curated record
GGGGACCCAGCUGCCCAGCCCUUGUAUUGCAGCAAAAGGUAUGCAAAAGUUUGCUCCGGGCAAGAAUCGAACUUACGCUCCCAAUAUCUUCAGUAUUGUACUUUACCACUAAGCUACCAGAGCCUUUUUACUUAUCUAACAUCAUUACUCCUUAUUUGCCCCCAGUUGGAGUCUUUUAUUUUUGCGGUCCGAGGUCCCCUCGGACCCUUAUUCCUUUUACUUUUUUAUUCCUUUCCUUUUACUUAUUUUACUUAUUUUUACUUUUUGUUACUCUGGUUUUGCUUAUUUUUUUUU